AGGUCGGGGGAAGUUAGAUGGUUCACGGCAGCAAAGUAUGCUACAAAAUGUACCUCAGAUAACACGUGGUGGCCAUAUCAAACUCUGAAUUGCACUAUACAAUUCGGAUCGUGGUCACAUUCCGGUGACGAGAUCGAGCUUGUUACCAAUCAGAAUGUGUCACAGGCAAGUAUAGAUUCAAAGAAUGUCGAGUGGGAUUUAGUGGAACUUUAUAUAACAAGAUGGGAAAAUAGAUACAAAUACAAUUCGGGUUCGACCGUCAAAAUGCUUUCCUAUCACUUUAUUCUGAAGAGUCAUUCGGGCAUCAUACGCAUUGCGUACAUAUCACCUACCAUAGUGUUAAUGAUGAUGACUCUGAUGACAUUGUGGCUAGAACCGAAAUCUUUCGAGCGAAUGGUGAUUGCUAAUCUCAAUUUCAUUUGUCAUUUAUUGUGCAUACAAGACGUGCAUUGGGAAAUGCCAAAGAGCGGCAUUAACACUCCCAAAAUACUUUUCUUUUACGAGAGUUCUCUCGGGAUAGCAACGUUCGCUCUCAUCCUUACCAGUAUUUUGCGACACCUGCAAGAACUGACUACCGAGCCACCCAUGUGGAUCUCAGCCGGCACGACGUCCAUUUUGCGCAGUCAAUUUGGACGAAUUCUUUUAAUCAGCAUUCUGGAUCCUGCCGCGACAGCCAAAAUAGAAGCAGAUGUGGAUGACAAUACUGACCUCGUGCAAUCGAAUAGCAAAACAUCGCCAUGGAGAUAUAUUAUAGUGCUUAUAGGAUGGUUGGCAUUUCUAAGCGCAUUUAUCGCCUACAUUGUAUUGUUAAGUAUGUGUUUCCCUACGAACUAAGCUGCAACAUA
This is a messenger RNA of Temnothorax curvispinosus, 845 nucleotides long. RefSeq names its product acetylcholine receptor subunit beta-like 1. The annotation marks the transcript as partial. Gene Ontology annotation, molecular function: extracellular ligand-gated monoatomic ion channel activity; neurotransmitter receptor activity; transmembrane signaling receptor activity. The transcript has 4 exons. The record is from RefSeq and is a predicted model, not a curated record. Gene Ontology annotation, cellular component: neuron projection; synapse; membrane. Gene Ontology annotation, biological process: regulation of membrane potential; signal transduction; nervous system process. Lineage: Eukaryota; Metazoa; Arthropoda; Insecta; Hymenoptera; Formicidae.